GAGUUCCAAGUCAAACAACGUAUGCAUGGCAUCAUCAAGGCUCUCUCGGAGAAUCAAGUCAACAUACCUAAAGGGAAGAAGAUGUGGGCAAGCUAUGCAAAAAGCAAGUAUGAGCGAGAGAUUGCGGGGCAUGCAGCAUGGGUUAAGCGCACGGUUAGUGCUUUGGCACCCAACAAGAUCGAGGCUUUGGAUAUUGAGUAUCCUGCUGGAAGCGUGUGGAUUGGACAAUCCUUCGUUGCCAGUGCUAAGGUUCCACCACCGCCGGGCAUUAACGCAGCAGACCUUAUGAAAGAUGAGAGCAAGGAAGGCAAGCAGUGGAUCUUAGUGCCCGCACUUGCUAGGGAGAUCGGCAUGAGCACACACCAGGUAUUUCGCAGGAUGCAAUCAUUUCCUUACAAGAAAUUGCAAGGGGUGAACCAGGGUGGCAAAGACAAGUGCACGGACCUUGGCUCACGCUCUCACACCGUCAAGAAGAUGUGUGGAGAGGGUUACGACAUGUCUCAGGGGGAGAAGUGUGGGUUGGAGCUGCACAUUUUACACCGGGAUCAACACAAUUGGUACAUGCAGCAGAGGUUUCAGAUCAUCUUAAAGGCAGCUUGUACCAAGACCUCCGCUACAGGAACAGAUGCAAACGCCGACGUCUCGACCCAGACAGGCAGGUUCCGGAGGGAUCGUGCUUUGAAGUUAUGGGCAUACCAUUUCGAGUGGGGUGUAAUGAUGACGGCCCUCGAAGGUGGCCAACCUGCGGACAUCAACUUCGGCAAUUAUCCAGAGUGGAGUGACGACCAGCCCUCUUGGUUGGGACAAAACCUCUGCCUCUAUCCUGACCAAGUGUCGUGUGAAUGCCUCGAAAGUUGGCUGCAACACAACUUGGAAGACUGGAUGGCAGACACCUCCGUGGUAUUAGUACAGACGGAUAUGAACAUGUGGAGCCUUGUAUUGCAGCAGUUGGUGCAGGGUUUUGAGGAAAUGAGCAAAUGUGCCAGAAGACUUGCAGCCUUCCACCUCUUGCGCUGGCUGAACCAUCGCGCCGCCGAUCGUGAGGGCGGAUGUGUGUUGGGACAGAUGACUGGCCUGGUGGCUGACCUAACAAGCCUGCUGGUUGUUGCUUAUGACGACGAGAUGGAGACAGAGGUGAACCUUGAAGGUACAACGCCACCGGAAUGGGUGCACAUGAUGUGGAGAAGCAUUCAAGGGUUUAUUCCGGUCCACCCUGGAUCCCCAGAGAGCCAGGGACAAACAAUGGCAGCUGGAAUUACCUGCUUCCAGGUGCACACCCGAUAUGCUCCCCUCGUCAGUCCGCCCUCCUCACCUGUGACUGUACAAGAGAGUCAGGAACCACAGCCAAAUGUGAGCACGCAGACGCAAGGCCAGGGAUGUAAGCGCUCCUAUGUGGUGAUGGAGUUUGCCCCGGACCACAUGAUACCGGGUGAUACACCCCCACGGCCAGUGAGAAUGAGGGUCCCUAUGGUGCAAGGGGCGGCUGGCAUUUCAUGGAGUUUGCUACUUGAGCUGGAUAGAAAGUGGAAACACAAUGAGAUCACCAUGGAGGACAUCGAAGCAUGUCACGGGCCCAGGGUUACACAGCUACUACGAGAGAGAUGGUGUGUGGACAAAUCAGGGGUGGAAACUACAGCAGUGCAUGGGGAAUGCAAGGAGGAGGAUGACGAGCCACAAGCCAAGCUCGAGCAGACCCAGGAGGAGGAGUAUGACGAGACAGGCCUCCUCAGUUUGCAUACGUUUGUUGUGGUUUGGAUGGUUCGCCCCUCCCUGCAAGUCGGUGAUGACCCGGACGAGUACACCUUCCAGCAAAUUGGCAGGGACCUUCUCAGCUUGUGGGCUAGAGAUGGAGUCUCCAUGGAAGCAGUGGCGACCCACUUAUUGUCCCUGGCAGAGGACAGAGAGGACGAAGACUACACCAGUGAGUUUGACUUGCACUUGCAGCAACUUGAGUUGCCCACUGGGCGAAGUGAAGACCCGAGGCGGAGUGGUGGAGUGAUUGGGUCGACUACAUGGAAGGAGCCACAGGAUGGGAAUCUACAGCAGUUCAGAAUGCCCGGGCGGACAACAUGGCAGACCAUGAAAGAAUGGGAUGGCGUAGGACAGGGCGAGGGACGCGUUCCACGAGGACUACUGAGCCCACCGCCUCCAGGAAUGAUGAACGACAUGCUCAGAGCGGAAGAGGAUCCAGAGCAGACACGAGAGCGGCACUACCUCGCCGUGAUCGCUCAAGGUCGCGAGGAGGACGCUGCACAUGGGAAACCAGACAACUGGUUGCGCGCGGCCACGGCACGGUGGCUCUACAUGUUGGGGAUGCGCAACAGCUUUGUUGGGGUGGAGACGCAACCAGCACUCCCCCAUGGCGAGUCGUAUGAGCGGGACCAACACAUUGCGGCCAUCCACCAACAAGAUGUCAUGACUAUGGUUAUGGGGAUGAUGCGAAUGUUUGCUCAACUGUACAUUGAGUGUUGCCAGCUCCUGAACAGGCACCCUAGCCUGAGACAGGAGGACACGGUUGAUGUUGACGCAGACGAUGACCUGCAAAUGAGUGUUACGAGCAAGCCGCCGCCCCUCCUCACCGAUGAUGAGAUCCAGCAGAUGGCCUCGGAUGAGAUGGAAGAAAAACGUUGGAGGGAAGCAAGGGAACGUCAGGAAGACGACGAAGCUCAAUGGCUCGACGAGUGCAGGAGGAAAGAGGAUGAAGAAGCCCGACGACAGCUUCAAGAAUAUGAACACAUGCGCGGACUGCCGAAACGCCUCUGCAUACGUACAGAAACAACAGAGGGAGAAGACCAGGUGGUGAACACCGAGAUCCAUGGGGAAGUUACCUUACACAUUACUGUUGGUGAUGCGACAGCGACGUCGAGUGGCUCCAACAUGCCGAAUGCUGCCAAUGCAAAAUGGGGUUAUUCUGCCACUACAGAGGACAUCACUGAAAGGGUUUACCAGCAGUGGAAAGCAGGGCGACUCAUGGAUGAAAAUGUUGAAGCUAUUUUCGACCAAAGCAUCCUUACCUUAUUUCAUGCACAACUCCUCGUUGACCAUGAGGCAGAACAAGGGUCUAUUGACACCAUGCAGUUCGCUCAGCAAGAACGAGAGGGUACAAUGCCAGUACAGAUGACAUUUCAGUGGGGUGUGGCUGGAGCCGCAUAUCAGAUCGAAGGGGCGCAUGAUGCCGACGGCAAAGCAAGAUCCAUCUGGGACGACUUUUGCAAAGUUCCGGGUGCUAUUGACGACGGCACAACUGCAGAGGUGGCAUGUGACUUCUACCACAGGUAUGAGGAAGACAUUGAACUGGCGCGAGCUGCUGGCUUCAAACACUUCCGCAUGUCAAUCUCUUGGCCGCGAGUCAUGCGAGACGAUGGGCAGCCAAACGAGGUCGGCAUCGCCUUCUACUCCAAGGUCCUGGACAAGCUUGAGAAGGUAGGCAUGGAGCCCUGCGUGACGCUGUACCACUGGGACCUGCCGUCUUCCUUGCAGACGACGGAGAUGCCUGGGUGGAUGAGCCCGAAGAUCAUAGACAAAUUCAUGGCUUACGCCACACUGUGCUUCGAACGCUUCGCAGCAAGGGUUCCCAUGUGGAUCACCUUCAACGAGCCUGCCGUGUUCGUCUUUGGAGGCUAUCAGGGAGGUUGGAACGCCCCGGGUGUAAAGCAGUCGGUCGCUGAAGCUCUCGUAGCGGUGCGGCAUGUGCUGCUCGCACAUGCGAAAGUGGUGGCACUUUAUCGGUCCCACUUCCAGAACGGCGACAAAUCGAAGAGAAUAGGGAUCACCUUGAACACGAGACACUACAAGGCUGUGGAUGCAAGCGAUGCUGCUGCGAAAGGUGCCCAGCACAUGUUGGAGGACCGCAUCGCGUCUUGGUCCGACCCUUUGGUCUUCGGCGACUUCCCUGAGAGCUUCAAGACAACACACGGAGGCAUCACGGCCUUGCGCCUCAGCGAAGUUGAACAAGAAGCUCUACGAGGCUCCAUCGACUUUCUGGGUAUCAACUACUACACGACAUCUGGCAUCCAGGAGGACACAAAAGCAGGCUCAUCCUCCUUCAAGGUGGUAGAGCUGGGCGAAGCCUCCGGUGCAUCCUGGUUGCACUCCUACCCCAAAGGCCUUAUUGAACUAUUGAGAUGGCUAUCACAUCGAUAUCCUGGGCUGGAUGUGGUAAUUACCGAAAAUGGCUUCUGCACCCCCGCCGACGACCCAAAGGCCGUUGAGGAUGAUGUUCGCGUCAGGUACUACCAGGAGCACACAGCCAUGGUUAAGCAGGCGCUGGAGGAAGGGCUGCCCUUGAGGGGCUACUUUGCCUGGACUUUGCUGGACAACUUCGAGUGGGCAGGGGGCUACAAGGAAAGGUUUGGCAUGGUGCACAUCGACUUCAAUAACAAGGAGCCUAAAGCCUAA
Messenger RNA from Symbiodinium necroappetens, 4398 nucleotides. The record is from the annotation of a GenBank genome assembly. Lineage: Eukaryota; Dinophyceae; Suessiales; Symbiodiniaceae.